ACUUUCGUUUCUCUGGUCAGUAUCUUUGGCCAUCAUUGCCACUCCGGUUGAUUGAAGUUUUUUUCUUUGAUGUAUUUUGGCCCAUGGGUCAGAUCCAAGCCUUGCUCCUUUGGAUUUAGCCACCAUAUCGCUGAAUUAAGUUGACCAAGAUGGAUGCAAGCUGUUGAAGAGAGGUCAAAGGGAGGCGGAAUUGCAGAUUUUGAAGGUGCUGGUGGGAGAAACCAAUCUACACCUCAGUGGGUCAUCGACUGAGCAAAUAGGAUCAUCUCUUCUUGGGACUAAUGCAGAUGGUCUCCAUUGCUCACUGAAAUGGAGACAGAGUCAUGUUGUGAAGAGCAGAGGGAUGGUGUGUUGGAUCCCACAGAGCCUGAGAUCGCGGAACACAUUUCUGAACCUGCGGAGUGCGAUCUUCUGAACAAACUGCCUUGUGGGCCUCCAGAACAAGGUGAAGAACUAUCUCGGAAAGACACAUCUGAAAUCGAGAACCAUGCAGUAGAGAGUAAAGACACAGAGAUAAAACGCUUAUCCAACUGUGAGCAAGAGAGAGAACAAGCAGAAUGCAAGGUAGAGAAAAAGCUGAAGAAAACAAACAGCUGGAAGAUGGUCCGGUUUCAAGACCCCUCGACAGAAGAGGAUGUUGUGGAGAGGGACAGCUCAGCCGAGAUUCUCUUUCCAGAAUAUGCUGUGGAAGAAUGGACAUGUGCUCAGUUUGAGGAGCUCUUCGCAGCAGAGGACUGGGAGAACAUCACAGAGGACCGGCUGUUGAGGAAAAAAAUUCUGGAAUCAGGAGACGAACAGGUCCCGCGCGCCACCUGGGGUCAAGAGGUCACUGUGAAGAUGCAGGGUGUUCUUGAGGACCGGACUGUGGUGGAGAAGGACUGCAAACUUGUCUUUGUUAUCGGAGAGGGAGAUGUAAUACAGGCUCUAGAGGAGUGUAUCAUGUCCAUGCAGAAGGGGGAGAUCACAUUACUGCUGGCAGAUUCCCAGUAUGCCUAUGGACUUCUGGGAAGAGAGCCUGAUAUUCCUGCAUGGGCUCCACUACUCUACCAACUUCAGCUGCUGGACAUCAGAGACAAACCGGACCCGGAAACUCUACCCAUCGCUGACCGCAUCCGCAUUGGCAACCAGAAGAGAGAGAGAGGAAACUUUCACUUCCAGAGAGAGGAGUACAGCCUGGCUGCCAGAGCUUAUUAUGUAGCUCUGGAGGUGCUGACCACACACAGCCAAGAUGGUAAUGAUGUUGGCAUGAAGGAGGAGGAGGAAGAGGUGCGGGAAUAUCGGGUGAAGUGUCUGAACAACAUGGCCACCGCUCAGCUCAGACUGGAGCAGUUUGACGAGGCACUGCACACCAGCCGGGACGUCCUGACCCUCCAGCCCAACAACGUCAAGGCGCUUUUCAGGACCGGAAAGCUGCUGUCAGAUAAGGGCGAAUACAAAGAGGCCAUGGAGGUGCUAAAACAGGCCUUGAAACUGGAGCCAACCACCAAGGCAAUCCAUGCAGAAUUGUCCAAACUUGUGAAACGACAAUCAGGAGGCAAAGAUAUGCAACAGUGGAGAGUCAAACCAGCAAAGGUGCUCGGAGAUGACAUCACCCCAUUCCUCAUUCCUUCUAAGAAAAAGUCUUCAGGACUUUCCUGGAAGUUCAUCCUGGGAGCUCUGGUGGUGGCAUUGGGCAGUUUGGUGACGUCUGUGAUUAUGACUGCAAGAAACUAAAAAUCCUGAGCAGGAAGGAAAAAUAUGUAAUUCACUGGAACAGUUGUCUUCCAGCAGGUUCCCCUGUAUGAGCAGCACCGCCAGGAAGAAAACUGAACUUAAGCUUUGAAUGUUUUUACUGAAAUGUGGAUUUUAGAAGAGAGUCAGCUGAUAAAUUUAUAAAAGUUAUUUGCAGUCAGUUUUAUUUGGGAAAGGGAUUGCCUUUAUUUUUGCUUACAAAGAUGCUUUAAAAAAAGUACAUAUAAAGUAAAAUAGCUCAAAAUUACAUUUGAUCAACGCUCCACAGAGUCCAAAUGUUAAAAUAUAUUCUACCAUAAAAUAUUGAAGAAGAUGUUGGUAAAUGUAAUCCUCUGAACAAAUGCAUCUUCAAUUUCAUUACAAUCCUGAUUCCAAAGGGAAAUUUAAACAAAAACAUUUGACAAACUCUUAAAAUUAUUAAAUAUGUUUAGGCUAAAUCCUAAUUCAGGUAAUACUUAUCCAAAUAAAUAUAAAAGCUUAAAUAUUUCUGACAAAAUACAUGAUGUGAUUUUGUAUUUAUACAUGUGCAGUUUACUAUAAAAACCUUCAUUCUGACCAAAGAAUAACCCUUCACGAAACUAUGUUUACAGUUAAGAGGUGAAAUAGAA
This is a messenger RNA of Poeciliopsis prolifica (blackstripe livebearer), 2339 nucleotides long. It is a transcript of the gene fkbp16, whose product is annotated as FKBP prolyl isomerase 16. Lineage: Eukaryota; Metazoa; Chordata; Actinopteri; Cyprinodontiformes; Poeciliidae. The record is from RefSeq and is a predicted model, not a curated record. The transcript is spliced from 10 exons. Gene Ontology annotation, molecular function: protein binding; peptidyl-prolyl cis-trans isomerase activity. Bases 310 to 1713 code for a protein of 467 amino acids.